This is a messenger RNA of Anas platyrhynchos (mallard), 5322 nucleotides long. Lineage: Eukaryota; Metazoa; Chordata; Aves; Anseriformes; Anatidae. The record is from RefSeq and is a predicted model, not a curated record.
GUAUCUCCUAGGAGCAUCGGGAGCGAGAGGCGCGAUUGAAAUCUCUCCCUUUUCCCCGUGUGUUUCCUUUUGACAGCCCGCUGCUGUCGGCGCUUCGCUGUCUCCUCGCGUGGCUCGUGGCUGGUGCCGUGCCUGGAGCUUGUCCCUCUCCCGGGAGCAGGGCACGGAGUGGGGUGGGCAGCAGCCCCCCGCUCUCGGGGCGCUUUGCUUGGUGUCGCGUUGUGCCGGUGGCUCUGUGCCAUCGCGUGGCACCCCGUAGGCAGCCCAGCCUCACCCUGCCAGGUACCCAGGUCCUUCUGUGGCCCUGGCACCUGCUGCAUGAGCCCGUCCUGCUGGCUUGGAGCUCUGCUUAGAGGAGGAGAGGUGUGGAACAACUGAAGUCUGUGAUGGGAGAUACCUGGGAAGCCCUGCAGCUUCCUAAAAGGGCGCAGGGAGGUGGCAGGUGGGGACGGGCAGCCCCUGUUCCCUCUCCGGGGUGCCAGCGCCAUGCACCGAGCAAGCACUUGGAGGUGAGCUUCCUAAUCGGGGCUGUUUAAAAUCUCCUCGUAGCUUCGUUUUUAUUAGUAGUUGUAGGAUUUUUUUCACCCGAGCUGCGGCAGGCAGUAAAGAGUGACAUUGCCAGCGUGCGAGCUGCGCGCCGAGGCUGCGCGCGGUCCCCCAGGGGCGCUCCCCGAGCAGCGCUGCGAGCCGCGGCCCCCGAGGUGUUGCCGUUCCCUGCCCGCCGUCAAGGCUCUAAGGUUAUGUGCUCUAUCGAUGGCAGUAUGGAUUGAGUGGAAUUAGAAACCUCGAAGGCUAAAAAUACAGCGCCCUGCCAGGAAAUGAGGCAGCCUGCUGGGAGGGCGCUGGGUGGCACUUCAACUUUUCCAGGAACUGGCACGCUGCGUGCGAGCCCGACAGCCCGGCAUCCGUGCACGGCCCUAAGAGAGCGAGGAGAGGAGCGCUGCCCGUGCACGGUGCCGGUGGUUGCAGAGGAGCAGCACGGGCCGGCACGGUGCCCGAGCAGCUGCUCAGACCUCACAAACUCGUGCCGGAGCCUCGUGCGCCCCAGCCGAGCCCGCAGGGUGCAGGGGAGAGGAGAUGCAGGGCGAGCGGUGACUUGGUCCCCAAGUUUGGGAUCUGUGGGGUUGCCCUGCCCAGCGUAGUGUGAAUGAGACCUGCAGCCAGGGCUGUGCUCUGCCUCCCGGAGCGUGAAAUCAGUUGGAGGUGACGCGUGGCCGUGGCAUCUGAUGAAGUGUGUAAUAGACUGGGGGCAGGAGCUGCGCUGCCCUUAGGAGGGAAAAAAAAACCAACACAAACCCUCUAUGCUGCGGUGUCCCUGGGGGGCUGCUGGGGGCUGCUGCAGCCUCGCUGUGCUCGUGCCUUGCUUUGCCUGGAGCUCCCUGCGUGAUGUGCCCGGGGACAGGAGCUGCCUGCUGCAUGGCUGUGGGAUGCUGCUCGUCCCCAGCAGCACGCGGCCGCGUGGGGAGAGGAUGCUCCCAGCACCGCCCGUCUGGCUAAUGCCGCACCAUCUGCUCUGGAGGGUGAGGCAAGGUGAAUGGCAAGCUUUCGAGGAGCCCAUAAAUCCUGCGUGCGAGGGCUUUUCUUGGAGGUGACUUGGGAUGUGCGUGGAGCGAUGCUGCUCCUGGCUGCGCUCCCCGAGCGGCGCUGGCACAGUGCGGUGGCUGCAGGGAAAGGAGAGCACCCUUGCUGGGCAGCGUCCCGGGGCUGGAAAUCCUCACUCCCGCUGGGGAGCAGCGCUGGUGGGGCUCAGCAGUCCCCCCACAGGCUCAGCCCCCUUUGGUGGAGGGCAGCAGGAGCAGCACCAAAUGCCCGGGGUCCUGCGCAGGGUGCAGGACGCACGGUUGGUGUGGUGGCACAGCCACGUUGUCUGCCAGGCCUGGCUGCUGGGGGCAUUCCCCUGGGGAAAUUCCCUCUUGGAGAGAGUGGAAGCAGCUCUGCAGCCCUGCGAGUGAGGCGAGUGGUGGAGAAAGCUCUUUUCCCUAUUUUUUAGCUAUAAAAUGCCCCCCUGCCCCAUGGCUGUGCCUCCGAAACGGCAUCAGCCGUGUGGCCUCGCAGCUGGGUGCUGCUCCCCGUGGGCAGGCAGACGUGGCUGGAAGGUGUUUGCUGAGGAAUUGUGUGUUAGACAGCCUUGCGUGUGCCAAAAUGCUGAUGGCCGGGGGCUCCCGGUGCCCCCUCCCCACCGGCACACGGCUAGGCUGGGCUGCCGCUCGGUGAGAAAAUGUAUAACGCCUCGGGGCUGAAAAAUGACCGACCCAGAGCUUGGACGGUUUAUAGGAUGCGUUGCUUCUUUCUCAGUCGAUAAAGAUAAAGGGGACCAUUCUGCCAGCAAAAUUAGUGUAUCAAAGAAGGGAAAAAAAAUGACAGGCACUGCAUAUGUUUCUGCAGCGAGAAAAACGGUGGCGGCAGCAGCGCCCCGGUGCCCCCGCCUGCCCCGCACCGAGUUCCCAUGGGGCAGGCGGGGGCACGGAGCACGGCUCCCGGGGAGCACCGGGGCUGAGCCUUGAGGUGUGGGGUGAGACCCCGCUCAGUGGGGCCGUGCUGGGCUGGGAGGUGUGAACAGGGGGCAGCCGGGUCUUUGCCGGUGGUUUCCCCGCUGAAGCUGCCGUGCCGCCUGCUGCCUCCGUCUCCCCGUGCCGGGGCUUGCUGGCGGUUUCGUGAGAGCCGGGAGAGACCCAUCCAUCACGCCAGGGCUCUGCGGGGAGCGCUGCCUCCAUCCGUCUGUCUGUCUGUCUGUCUGUCGUCCAUCCGGCAGGCACGGGCUUCCCGGCCGGCUGCAGGGCACGGUGCGCUCCGGCUGCCCGGCACCGCCGGCUCUCCGAGCGGGGCCACGGGCACUGAGCGUGCCACCGCCGGCCGGGGCCGCCCGUCCCGGAGGCUCGGCGUGGUUCACGGGGAAGGGAGAGGAGCCUAAUGUACCGGAGGUGCCGCGGAAAUGAGAGCCUUGGACGGAUUCCUGGCCCUAUUGAUCCGCCGGCAGUUUAUGCAUCCUGACAUUCAUAAUCUCGGCGGCGGUGGCACCAUGCAGCCGGAGGCGGAGGGCGGCCGGGCGCGCCGCAGGAAGCCCGACAUGGCUCUCUACGUGCCCAAAGCGCGGCGGGAGAGGGCGGCGCAGGAGGCGGCUGCGAAACACUGGGAGCCCGAGAAGCAGCGCCCGGCGCUGGACGUCGGCCGGGGCGGCUCCGAGGGGCAGAGGCGAAGCCCCGGGGCCAGGACGCACGUGGGCAGAGCAGCUGGCAGAGAGAGCAAGGCGGGCGCUCGCCCCAAGGAGCCCCGGGCAGCCUCCGCCGGGGAUGGAAGGGUACCAGGCACGCACAGCCGGGGCUCCAAGGCUGGCACGGAGCCGGGAGGCAGCCCGGAGGGCCCGGAGGCAUUGCCCAGUGUGCAGGAGCCAAGCGUGGAUCUGAGCGCUGCCCAGCCCUCGGGCAGGCAGGACAAUUCAUCUCAGGACGUGGGGCUCAGGGACCGAAGCUGUGGGGUGAUGAGGACGGUGCCGGACCCGCUGACUCCACAAGGUGCCCAGCCUGGGGCUGCGGGGGUGACCUCAGAGCCUGGGGGUGACCCCGAUAGCCCAACAGCAGCUCCGCCGAGUGAGGUGUGUCGGACAGAGCCAGGCGGGUCGGAGCAUCGGGGGGACAGCACCCCGGAGCUGGGCACGGACUUCUCCGGGUGCUCGGCACAGGGUGCCCUGCAGCAGGCAGGGGAGGGCAGCCCGGGCAGUGCGCCCCAGCUCAGCUGUGAGGGUGAAGGUCUGGAAGCCCAGAAGGAGGAGAAAAAGGAGCAAGGGGUGUCUCUCCUCACAGGGCAGAGCGAGGGUUGUGACCCCAGGGAGGAGGAGAGGCAGGGAGGCAGCGCCGUGGCUGCCCCAGGAGGAGCUGCCUGCGAGGCUGGGUGCUCGAGGGGCAGCGUGGGUGCUGAGUUGGUGCCACCAGGGCAGGGCGCAGGCAGCACAGCCCAGCUCCUGCUGGAGCACAUGGGGCAGCUGCCGCCCGGCAAGGAGCAGAGCGCUGCUGGUGCUGGGGAUGCCGCUGGGGAGGGCGUCCCUGCGCCCCAUGGCAGCACCGGGGCUGGGAGCAGCGCGCCGGGGGCAGAGAGUGGGGCCGGGGAAGGGGCUCCCCCGGGAAGCCACGAAGCCCCGCCGUCCCUGGAGCUGCUGUGCCGCGGUGUGGAGCAGCUCUCGGCCGGGACCUGGGCUGAGGAGCAGGCACAGGGGGAUGAGGAUGAAGACUCGCUGCAGCAGCACCGGGAGGAAGAGGAGGAAGAGGAGGGAGGUCCCCGUAGCGGCUCCCCAAAGCCAGGGCAGGCCAGCACCGGGACCCAGAGCCACGACAGCCCGGGCGGCGAGGAGAGCUGGGACGCGCUCUUCAACGAUGACGGGGACUGCCUGGACCCACGCCUGCUGGAAGAGCUCUCGGGGGGCCAGAAGCGCCGGCAGAGCCUGCAGGAGCCCCGCUUCGACUACUACGGGGCCGAGCCGGCCGCGCCGGACCUCAGCGAUGACGAGCUGCCCCAUGUCAUCGAGAUCUAUGACUUCCCCCCGGAUUUCCGCACCGAGGACCUGCUGCGUGUCUUCUGCAGCUACCAGAAGAAGGGCUUUGACAUCAAGUGGGUGGAUGAUACGCACGCCCUGGGCAUCUUCUCCAGCCCCAUAACAGCACGCGAUGCCCUCAGCACCAAGCACCUGAUGGUGAAGACUCGCCCGCUGUCCCAGGGCACCCGGGCGGCCAAAGCCAAGGCCAGGGCGUACGCCGACUACCUGCAGCCGGCCAAGGAGCGCCCCGAAACGUCGGCCGCCCUGGCACGGCGCCUGGUGAUCGGCGCCCUGGGGGUGCGCAGCCCCCAGACCCCUGCCCAGCGGGACGCCGAGCGCAGGAAGCUGCAGGAGGCUCGGGAGAGGAAGCGGCUGGAGAACAAGCAGCGGGAGGAUGCGUGGGAAGGCCGGGACUGAGCUGCCUUUGCUUUCAGCCCUGCUGGAGGUGCCACCAGGGGCCUGAGCCCCUCUCUGCGGGCAUGGCAGGGCACAUGGGGAUGGAGCUGUGCCUGCCGCUGCCCCAUGGGAUCUGUGCAGGAUGGUGCUGGGGCACGGCCACGGGGUGCUCGAGGGCUCUUUGGGGCCGUGCAAGCGCUGUCCCCACUGGGUGCCACCAGCUGGUGCUGCCUGUCCUGCCGGCACAGGGUCCCCUGGUGCUGUGGUGGCAGCCAGGGGAUGCGGGGAGCUCGGCGGGGACAGCGCCGGCCAUGCAUUGCGGGUCAGCCAUGGCCACGCCGGGCCUUGUGAACGAGAGUGUCUUUUAUUUUGCUAAUAAAUACCAUUUAUUUUGCCUC